UGUCCGGUCCCGCAAAGCAAUAUUAUUGUUGAAUCAUUGUCCAUUAUGAUUUAUGAAUGAUAGUCGGCGGACGCGCGGACAUCGGUCCGAUGACUCCGAUGGCUGAUUACGCUCGUGAUCGCGAAACCGUAAAGUGAGCGGUAAUGAAUAACAACCGUAACAGGGGGAAGUGGGAACGCGAUAUUGUGCCCAAGCUGUAGGCUCGGAGAAAGCGGUUUCUUCGGUCGGGACCCCGGGCAAACGACGUCGAAACCGAUGAUAUCCCUCAAGAAAAUUAUCUUUGGGGAUCACGAAUUUCGCAAACGCCAAACACCCUUUUUGCGCAUUGAUAACGCCACACUGAUAACGGUGACUGUCCGUGCAUCUGGGUCCCGCGGUGGUCAUCUUCCCGACCGUCCGCUCCGCUUUUUCACGACACUCGCCCCGCAGCCCGUUAAAAUAUCGAUUUUAUCGCCGCAAGACACGUCCUAGCGUACCGUUGUUUUUGUUGUUGUUUUGAUCGUUCGUCUGCGUGUCAACACCGCAAUGUCCGUAAACAUGACCGAAGAAGUCCAGAGCGACGAGGUGUUCAAAAAACUCGACGCGUUGAAAGACAUCAGAGACAAAACUGAAAAAUUGGAAACUCUAAAAAUGAACAUUUUGAAAGAAAUUGAAGCAAGUGAUCAAGAAGAUAAAUGUCUUAUUGAGUAUCGCAAAGAAUUGGAACUGCUACUACAAGAAAAAAUGGCACAUGUAGAAGAACUUAGACAAAUACAUGCUGAUAUAAAUGCGAUGGAAAGUGUGAUAAAAAAAGCUGAAGAAUCUAGAAAUCGAUCUAUGGAGCGUGCUAAACAAGUCCACGAUGAAUAUAAACCUCUUAAGACAGAUAUUGACCUUAUGCGUAGGGAUUUACUUGGACUUGAACGGUUACCAGAACUUCAUGAAGAAGAAAGUGAUCUUCUGCGACCAGAUUUAUUUGUCCAAACCUAUUUUGAAAAACAAAUUAAACCUGCUGUGUCAACACCUCCAAAUUCAGAUUGGCACAAUGGCGAUAGUGUGCAGAACUUAACUCAAGCACAUCAGCAUGCUCAAGCAGCUGUAGCAGCUUUUCUUGGAUCUCAAGCAGCUCCACUUCAACAACUUGCAACUAGUAGCAAAAUGGUUAAUGGUGGACCUGUAGAUACUAGACCAAUACCUCCAAUUCCUGGACCGCCAGCAUUCAGUUUUGAGAAUGAUCAUUCUGCUGCUGCAACCGUGAUGGGUAAUGUCAAGUUUAAAUUAAAAGCAGUGCUUACAUCAGGACAACAACCACCUCCAAUGAAAUCAUGCUUAUCGUGUCAUCAACAAAUUCAUCGUAAUGCUCCAAUUUGUCCAUUAUGCAAAGCUAAAUCCAGGAGUCGUAAUCCGAAAAAACCAAAGAAAAAAGAUUAACUAGCAAUGACUCAAAGUGAAAAAUCUGAAUUAAAACUUUUAAUCAGAAUUCAAAGUAUAUGAUAAUUUAAAUAAGUCUACUUUGCUGACACUAAACUGGCUUUUAAAAAUUAGACAUUUUAGAAUUAUGGAAAUGUCUUUUUUCUUUGUGUUAUACAAAAUAAGAUCUUUAUUAGAUGCUUAAAUAACUCAAAAUGGGCUGAAAAAGCUAAGUAUGAGAUUUAAACAUAAACAGUAUUUUUAUUUUUAAAUUAUCUUAAGGAUCAUGUAUAUAGUAUAUUAUAUAUUAUAUAUACUUAUUAUAUUUUAAAACAGACAGUAUUAAAAUUUAAUGUUUUCAAAAUUGUGAUUAUCUUUAAUCCACAUUCCUAAAAUAAGUAUUAAAUUUAAAAAAAAAAAAAAAAAUGUUUUUCUUUGCGUUGAAUUUUUUUUUAAUAGAGUAUUUAUAAUUUUGUAUAUUCCACUCAAAUUAAUAUUUUCUCAGUUAAUUAUAACAAAUAUUAUCUUAAGUGAUUUGUGUUUGUAAAUAAAUGAUUUUUAUAAACAUA
Metopolophium dirhodum (rose-grain aphid) is the source of this 1958-nucleotide messenger RNA. RefSeq names its product zinc finger C4H2 domain-containing protein. Gene Ontology annotation, cellular component: nucleus. Gene Ontology annotation, biological process: positive regulation of neuron differentiation. The record is from RefSeq and is a predicted model, not a curated record. The transcript is spliced from 6 exons. Bases 526 to 1410 code for a protein of 294 amino acids. Lineage: Eukaryota; Metazoa; Arthropoda; Insecta; Hemiptera; Aphididae.